Sporothrix schenckii 1099-18 is the source of this 576-nucleotide messenger RNA. RefSeq lists its product as uncharacterized. Lineage: Eukaryota; Fungi; Ascomycota; Sordariomycetes; Ophiostomatales; Ophiostomataceae. The coding region runs from base 1 to 576 and encodes 191 amino acids. The transcript has a single exon. The record is from RefSeq and is a predicted model, not a curated record.
AUGGCCCAAGCUCCCAACCCAGCCACCCCUCUGUGGCGGUCUUCACUGGCCAAACGGACCCGCUUUUCAGGGGCUGAAGUCAACCUGAGCAAGGAAGGCGUGGUGGAGGUGCUCCUGCCGUGGGUCACACCGUUUCCCCAAACGCUCCUUCGCUUUGGGGCCAACAGGCCAAACGCAGCAGGCCAGGUCCAAACGACCUCCAUCUGGCCCCCCUUUCGUUUUUCGUGUCUGACUCUCCGCAACAACAACAACCCUCGCAAAUCCGUCGCCGCCCGCGUGUCCCAAACACGAACGACUCUCUGUUUCGUCCCUCCCUUCGUCGCGCCCGUCGGCCUCGCUCUCGUGUUUCUUUCGUGUCCCUUCGAUUGCAGCGACAUCGCAGACCAGCCAGCAACCCGACGAACCCCCCUGUUCGACUUUCAUCAGAGACUCAACUCCGACACUCUCACAGCCACAUCGUCUCGUAUUGCUGCAUCUAUCUGUUUUACGACCCUCCGCGUCGCUUCGUUGUCUUGCUGCAUUUCAAAUACCAGCCUUUGCUCGCCUCGUUUCAAGCCGCGUCCUGCCAACGACUGA